AUGGUCGCUCUAAAAUCAGCGGAAGCUCUUCUCCUUGAUCUUGGCAAUCCUGCAUAUCAAACAGAAAGAGACACUAGAUUAAUUGAUGCACCCAAAUCCAAUAAGGCAUGUUCAAAAUAUGAGGGAGGUGGUAGAAAAAGAAACCGCCUUGCUGUUAGUAUCCCAUCUGCGACAGAGCUUAAUGAAGCUGGAGUUGGGUUCAAGAGAAAUAGGAAUGCAAACCUUGAAGACAUAUCGUUCAAACGUGGAAACCUUAAAGUCCCUCCUCCUAUCAUGGUGGACGACGACACUGAAAUGAUGUUGUUGAAUCUGAUAGCCUUUGAGCAGCAACACGUUGGGGCAGGCAACCAGAUCGCAUCCUAUAUAUUCUUGAUGGAUAAUCUCAUCGACAAUGAAAAAGAUGUGGUGCUCCUAGAAUCAAGAGAUAUCAUAGAGAAUGACGUCGGAAGUGAGAAAGCUAUUGCUCAACUGUUCAAAUCACUGGCUAAAAACAUAACACUGGACCCAGAUAGCAAUCUAAAUGAGGUAUUAGCCAAUGUCAAAAUAUACUCCGAGAAGCCCUGGAAUAAGCGGAAAGCCUAUCUCAAUCGCACAUAUUUCAGAAAUCCAUGGGCUCCUAUAUCCCUUACAGCUUCUGUCGUCCUUUUUGCCAAUCCAGACUGUCUAUACUGUAUAUCCUAA
Tripterygium wilfordii is the source of this 681-nucleotide messenger RNA. RefSeq names its product UPF0481 protein At3g47200-like. The transcript has 2 exons. Lineage: Eukaryota; Viridiplantae; Streptophyta; Magnoliopsida; Celastrales; Celastraceae. The record is from RefSeq and is a predicted model, not a curated record. Bases 1 to 681 code for a protein of 226 amino acids.